Pecten maximus is the source of this 963-nucleotide messenger RNA. RefSeq lists its product as uncharacterized. The record is from RefSeq and is a predicted model, not a curated record. Lineage: Eukaryota; Metazoa; Mollusca; Bivalvia; Pectinida; Pectinidae. Gene Ontology annotation, cellular component: nucleus. Gene Ontology annotation, molecular function: DNA binding. The transcript has a single exon. The coding region runs from base 1 to 963 and encodes 320 amino acids.
AUGUUUGAGGCAUGUGACAUUUGGAAUGUCGAUGAAACUGGAGUGGUGACAGUGGUAAAACCAAAAAAGGUUGUAGCAGGUACUGGUGUUAAGCAAAUAGGAUCUCUAACAUCAGCUGAGAGGGGACAACUAGUCACGCUGUGUGCUGGUGUAUCCGCAGGCGGGAAAGCAAUUCCACCGUUCCUUAUUUAUCCUCGUGUUAACUACAGAGACCAUUUUCUAAUUGGAGCACCAGCGGGUUCCAAGGGAACGGCCCAUCCAUCUGGUUGGAUGACAGCUGAUAACUUUCUUCUCUUUCUGCAGCACUUUGUUCAACAUGUCAAACCAACCGUGAAUAAUCCAGUUCUCAUUUUGCUUGAUAAUCAUGUCUCUCAUCUCUCCAUAGACGCUCUUGAUUACGCCAAGGAGAACGGGAUUGUUAUGUUAUCAUUUCCACCGCACUGUUCGCAUCGCUUGCAGCCACUGGACCUGUCGGUCUUCGGACCACUGAAAAGAAAACUGUCGGUGUCGCAAAGUAACUGGCUUCGUAACAAUCCAGGGAAGCCAAUAUCUAUAUAUGAUAUUGCAGUCAUUUUAUGUAACCCAUGGAAGGAGGCACUAACUAUGUCCAACAUUUGUAGUGGUUUCCAAAAGGCUGGGAUUUUCCCAUUAAACACAGAAGUUUUCACAGAAGAAGACUUCAUGCCAUCAGCCGUGACGGACAGACCAUUAGAAUCGGGACCAGUAAAGCCCGCGGUUGCCCCAGUAGAACAAGUUUUUGACACGUCCACUACCAGUAACAGAGAUAUAGAUUCGGAACAAGUACUAGUAGAUGACACCCAAAUUGACAGAGAUACUAACAUGAAUUGCUAUCUUCAAGAACAGAAUAUUUCAUCCAUAUCCGUAAGCGGUGACGGACAUUGCCUCCUUUAUGCCGUUAGUUCAUCCUUGUAUGCUGCUGGAGAUGAGAUUUUUUACAGAUGA